Molecule: messenger RNA, 1692 nt
Organism: Cuscuta epithymum
Lineage: Eukaryota; Viridiplantae; Streptophyta; Magnoliopsida; Solanales; Convolvulaceae
Source: the annotation of a GenBank genome assembly
UCCUAAUUUGAGCAAUUAUCUAUUUGUAUUUUUCUUUUAAAAAGAAAAAGAAAGAAAAAUGCGAGGCGGUGCCCGUUACGUCACACACUUGGAUAUCUGCAAAGGUUGUUCUGGUUUGCUACAUCUAGAUCCCUACCCCCGGAGCAAUUUCGGGUUGAAACCGAACCGAGGGAAAUGGGAUUGCUUUCCAACAGAAUCGAUCGGAGCAGCCUUAAAGCAGGGGAUCAUAUAUAUUCUUGGCGCACUGCUUACGUUUAUUCUCACCAUGGUAUCUAUGUUGGUGAGAAUAAAGUCAUCCACUUCACCAGACAUGGUCAAGAGGUGGGGACCGGGACUGUGUUGGAUGUCCUCCUGGUAAGCUCCGGACCCUCCCGGUCCCAUGUGCCUUGUCUCACGUGCACCCCCUCAAGAGACAGCCACGGGGUCCACUUGUCGUGCCUGGACUGCUUCCUUGCCGGCGGCAUCCUCUACCGAUUUGAAUACUCGGUCAACCCUGCUCUUUUCCUCGCAAAGGUACGUGGGGGAACUUGCUCCCUUGCAGUCCCAGAUCCAGAUGAGGAUGUGGUGCACCGGGCAAAUCACCUUCUUAGAAACGGGUUUGGGUGUUACAAUGUGUUCAAGAACAACUGUGAGGAUUUUGCGAUCUAUUGCAAGACGGGUUUGCUCGUGGUGGAUGAGAGGAGUUCGAUGGGGCGGAGCGGGCAGGCGGUGUCUAUAAUAGGCGGGCCUCUGGCAGCUGUUUUAUCGUCACCGCUGCGGCUUGUCACGACAAAUGUGUAUGGGAUGGCAGCUAUGGCUGUUGGGGUGUAUUGUGCCAGCCGAUAUGCCGCUGAUAUUGGGACGCGUAGAGAUGUGGUGAAGGUGAGUGUGGAGGAUAUAACGGGGAGGCUAGCAACUGGCAUGUAUCAGGCUUCUGUUGUGCCAAGUCUUCCUACUCUGCCUUCUACAAGCUGAUGUGUUUCUGGGCGCAUGUGUGUAAGAUAUUAUAAUAUCUGUAGUCCUUCACAACUACAUCUUCAAUAUUAUUUGUGACGGUUUGUAUGCAAAUGAUAACAAUUAACCAAAAUUUCUGUACUGAGUGUUUCUUUUGGAGUUUUUCUACUACCUAUUGCAUACGAUAGUAUAUUACUAAAUCAAAGGUGAUGAACAAAAAAAUGACCGACAUUGUGCAGACCGGUGACAGCACCAGUAAAAACUGUCGCUCAUAUUAGAAAUGGUCAUUAAUAUGUCACUAUUUCUUUAUUUGUUUGUGAAUAUGCACAUGUUUGUUUUUUAUGUUUCAGCCAGCCCCUCGAGCCAAUAUAUGCUGUUUUUAGUGGCGUUAUCAGUUCAUUUUAUGAUUUUAUCCAAGUGAAGCUAAUUGGUGUUGGGCGGGAGGAAUUGGCAGAGAUUUUGAGGUGAUCGGAUCACUUAGACUGGCCCAACCGCCCAAGGGUUUGGGAACAUAUUAUUUUGCUUAUAUACACUAGUAUAUAAAACAUGUCAUCUUUGAGAGAAAAAGUUUUUAGAUUUUUAGCUGCUUUUGAGAUGUUGGAAAUGUGUCAAAAAAUCCAAUUGUUGAAAGGAUGUAAUUUCUUCAGUUGUGCCAAGCAAAAUGACAUAGACACAAGAGACAUUUUAGGGCUCUUAUUUUGUAUUAAAUAAAAUUCCAUAUUUAUAUUUCUUAUAAAUAGAUCUAUUGUUUAUCUUCCG